AUGGAGAGUGAGGAGGGCGCGCAGCAGCCGCCGCGCAGGCGGGGAGAGGCCCCAGGCGGUUCCGGCUCGGACCCGCCGUCGUCUGCGCGGCCCGGCUCGAGCUCGGCGUCCGCCUCGCUGCUGUCCCGGCUGCACAGCCUGCAGGGCGACAGCGACGAGGCCGACGAGCUGCGGCAGCGCCGGGGGCGGCGGCGGCGGCGACACCGGCACCGGCCCGAGCCCGCCGACCGGGCCCGGGCCGAGGCCGGCGGCGAAGCGCUGCCGGAGCCGGUGAGGCCGCAGACCCGGCCCACCAGGGCCGAGGAGAAGGCGCCACCGCCUCCCGAGGAGGAAGAGGAGGAGAGCGAGGAGAGGGCAGACCGGAGGGGGAGGGCCUCGUCCCCGGAAGCUGGGGAGACCUCGGGGAGCGCCAGAAUUAAAGAAGGAGAAAAUUCAGAAAAAGAACAUCAGUGGCUUGUAUUAGAGGCGAAUCUGACACCAUGGGAAGAGUGGUUCGUUUGCAAAGAAAAAGAACAACGUGCUCGUCUACAAAACAGAGCCUUGGAGGAACUAAGUCUACAACAAGAAAAAAGAAAAGAAGAGGAAGAGCGUGAAAAAAGAAAAAAAUAUGCUGAGGAAAAACACAAGGAAUGGCUUCAGAAAAAGAAUGAACAGGAAAGAAAAGAAAGGGAACGGAAGCUUAAUAAAGAAAUGGAAGAAAAAGCAGCAAAGGACAUAGAGAAAGAGCAUUUGCAAGAAAAAGCUAAAGAAAAAUAUCAAGAAUGGUUAAGGAAAAAAAUAGCUGAAGAACAUGAGAGAAAAAAAAAGGAAAAGGAAAAAGAAAAGCAGCGGCUUGCUGAACAACAGGAAAAAAAAGAAAUCUCUGAAAAGAAGUUCAAGGAAUGGCUACAAAAUGUGAAAAACAAACCUCGUCUCAUUCCAAGGAGCUAUUGUUAUGUCAAUGGGAAACUGACAGGUUUCUACAAUGGAACUGCCUGCCCACCGCCAAGCUUUUAUAAUCCAAUCCCAUGGAAGCCUAUUCACAUUCCCCCACCCAAGGAAUCAAAGACUGUUAUUACUGUGAAGAAGAGCAAAAGACCUGUGUCCAGUCAGCCUUACAGGUCCUCAUCUUUGGUCUUUCAUAAAAACAAGGGCAAUCUUUGCCUUGGAACUCUGUGCAGAAUACAAAGAUAGUAUAUGUACCAAAUAGCCUAAAUGCUGAAAUACCCACUUUUUAAAAAAAACCUAGAACUAUUUUUGUUACUCAGUAUUAGCACAAUAUUUUGUGUGAUGAUUUACCAGUUAUCAUUUUUGUAUUUGUCAGUAGGAACCUUCAAGUUAAUUAAGGGAGAUAUUUGCACAUUUUUAUUAUUUUUGUAAAUGUUUCAAGGUUGUGUGUUUGUAAAAUUAGCAUCUAUGCAAUUAAGAAAUAUAUUUGUCAUUAACUUGUCUAUAACUGUUCUGUAACACCAAUAAAAUCAAAGAUUGUUCCUGUGUUCUUCCACAAUGUAUAUUCUUAGGAUUAUGUAUAGCAAUGUAAUUAGAAUAAUAAAUCUUGUAAUAAAUCAUUUUAAACUGAUUAUUCCAGAUAACCCUUAGAAGAAUCUUUAUAGGAUGCCAUUUUAUGGGAAUCAGAAAAUAGGAUUGGUGAUUUUACUAUUUCCUGCAAAAAUUUUUUUUUGAAAAAGCAGACCACCAACCAGCAUUUAGUAUAAUUAUGAAAACAGAAAGAUAAGAAUCCUGAGUUUUGUGAAAAGAGAGAACUCACAGUAGUGAGGGAAGAGUUAUUUAGCUUUAGAUCCCAGAUACUACUUUGGAAAAAACAGUCAGUUGAUGGUAAUUUAUAUUUAAACUCUGCUGAAAUAAUGUUUGUUUCCUAAAAUGAUGUUGUUUUAAAAAAAUUACUCCCCCAAAAUCUGUGUCCCAGAAUCAUGCAUUUUUACUGUUUAAAAGGAAGUAAAUACAGAUCUUUUUUGCAAAGUCUGAUAUCACUGAUCUUAUUGAUAAAUAAAUUGAAACCAAUGGUAGUACCAAAGGGUCAUUAAAAGAAAACACC
This is a messenger RNA of Dromiciops gliroides (monito del monte), 2035 nucleotides long. Its product is annotated as coiled-coil domain-containing protein 34-like. The record is from RefSeq and is a predicted model, not a curated record. The coding region runs from base 1 to 1173 and encodes 390 amino acids. NCBI's taxonomy places the organism in Eukaryota, Metazoa, Chordata, Mammalia, Microbiotheria, Microbiotheriidae. The transcript has a single exon.